Messenger RNA from Gymnodraco acuticeps, 610 nucleotides. RefSeq names its product ninjurin-1-like. Gene Ontology annotation, cellular component: membrane. Lineage: Eukaryota; Metazoa; Chordata; Actinopteri; Perciformes; Bathydraconidae. The record is from RefSeq and is a predicted model, not a curated record. The coding region runs from base 67 to 402 and encodes 111 amino acids. The transcript has 2 exons. Gene Ontology annotation, biological process: tissue regeneration; cell adhesion.
AUGGUUUAUGUUUGCCUUUAGGUUGCGCUGCGAGGCCAGGGGAGGAGGCAACAGGGGCCUCUGAACAUGAACCAUUAUGCCAAUAAGAAGAGUGCGGCAGAGAGCAUGCUGGAUGUAGCUCUACUGGUGGCCAACACCUCACAGCUGAAGGCUGUGAUGGAGCAAGGACCCGGCUUCACCUUCUAUGCACCCCUUAUCACUCUCAUUAGCAUCUCUCUCAUCCUACAAAUCAUAGUGGGAGUUCUGCUCAUCUUCAUAGUUAAGUGGAACCUGAAUGAUACACGCAUGCACUUCAAGCUGAACAUCUUGGAGAAUACCACCACAGCCUUCGUCGUUAUCAUAGUCGUGGUCAACGUCUUCAUUACAGCCUUUGGUGUACAGCGGCCCAACCCGAGUUCUUGAUCACCCUUUACAGGACUCUACAUGCCUGCUGAUCAACUUAGUAAAGAAGGACCUCCACAUUAUUUACACAAAUAUGCAGAAUAUUUAUUCCCCAAACUAAGUGGCAUUGCACUCAGUGGCGUUUUCUCCCGGAGGCCAAGGGAAGCCAGGCUUCCCCUGUUUUUUCGGAUUGUAGUUAUAAUUUAAAUAAAUAAAUACAAACACUUUG